AUGGCGAUCCAAGUCCCUAUCGGCGACCUCGAUAUACAAAUCAAUGCCGAGCGUCUAACUCAAGAAGCAUUCUCACCCUUCGGAGACGUCAUCUCCAAUCCACGACCCGACGUCCACCCCUCGUCAUUCGACGCUCACGCCUCAUCAUUGCCACCCAACGCCUUUUCCGCCAACCAAGGCUCUGCAAUCCAGUAUCGAAAUGUCAGCCGCCUUAAGAAUCUCUACGACCAAGCCCCCAGCGGCAAGGGAGAACCAAUUAUGAGCAUCUUCGUCUGUGCUGCAAGAGGUGGCGCUGAAACCAAUGGAGAAAACACAUUUACCGUGCGACAUCUCGAACGACACCCAUUCACCGCGCAAACAUUCACACCUAUCAAAUCUACUACAUCAACAUAUCUAGUCAUUAUCGCUCCGAGUCUCCCUCCCGGUCCUCAAGAUCAAGAUUUACCUGUGCCGGCUGGCGAUGGGCUACCCGGGAGGGGAUUUCCGGAUCUCGGGCGUCUCCGUGCUUUCAUCGCUAUGGAGAGCCAGGCUGUCACUUAUGGUCCAGGGACUUGGCAUUCUCCUAUGGUAGUAUUAGGGCAGACAGGAACCCAGAUGGAUUUUGUGGUGUCGCAAUUUGCCAGUGGUGUUGCUGUCGAAGAUUGCCAACUCUUGGAAUUUUCCUACUAUCGAAUUACCAUGGGGAGCGCAAUGUAUUCUACCGACGCCAAAAACAAGCUCGAGGACUUAUCGGGCAUCGUCUUGAAGCCGGGGGAAAAUCCCUACGAGGCCUUCAUCCAAGCUUGCAAUAACAAGCCUGAAGAAAUCCAAGCCCUAUAUCACGCUCACCGCACCAAACGCAAUGGUCUACAGAAGGAAAAGUUCCUUGCCCCGGAUUACAAGGAGCUCGUGAUUGACCAGUGCCUUCUUCGCCUUGAGAAUCCCGAAAUCGAGCCCGGUUUCCGCGAUGAGCGAAACUGCCUCGUGAUUUGGGCACGCCCUCCAGUUCACAUUGUUGAGCUGGCUGCAAAGAUCCAAGCACGCCUUCAAAAAGUCUCGCCGAAAAUCUGGCUCAUGCCCACCUACAGGAUGCAUAUGACGACCCUUGAAAUCACCUUCUCCAAGACUCCCCAGGAGAUUGACUCUCUUGUAUCCAUCAUACGCCCUGCUGCGCCCUCCAUCGCUUCAUACACCCACACUCACCGCUCUCGUCUCGUGAAGCCCAUGAUCUCAUAUGAUCUCUCCGCUUUUGCCCUUUCUUUUCUUCCUGCUUCUGGCGAAGUUCCUCUCUCCCCUGCCCCAGUUGCUCCUGACACUCCCGCCAAUGGACCCGUCACUCAGGGAGAUGAUUAUACAUACCAUCACCUCCGACGAGACAUAUUUGAUAAGGUCAAGGAGGCGGGAGUUGAAAUUGGCUCGCGAUAUCAGGUCCCCAGUGCUCACAUCACACUGGGACGGUAUUUGACAGAUGACGAGCAUGACACUCUUGAAAAGAGAGAGAAGUGGGUCAAAGCCAUUGAUGACAUCAAUGCUUGGCUGGAGAAGGAGGUGUGGGAUCAACAGGAUGCUCAGUUCAUUGGUGAAUGGGUUGUUGGGCAGGAGAGAGGAUUGGAUGUUCGAAAUGGCGCUCUGUGGUAUGGUGGUGGCCGAACCAUUGUGCUCGGCGAGGGUUUUUAG
Molecule: messenger RNA, 1656 nt
Organism: Trichoderma harzianum CBS 226.95
Lineage: Eukaryota; Fungi; Ascomycota; Sordariomycetes; Hypocreales; Hypocreaceae
Exons: 4
Coding region: 1-1656 (551 amino acids)
Biological process (GO): allantoin catabolic process
Molecular function (GO): ureidoglycolate lyase activity; ureidoglycolate hydrolase activity
Source: RefSeq, a predicted model, not a curated record